Molecule: messenger RNA, 5352 nt
Organism: Oryzias latipes (Japanese medaka)
Lineage: Eukaryota; Metazoa; Chordata; Actinopteri; Beloniformes; Adrianichthyidae
Source: RefSeq, a predicted model, not a curated record
GGUGAGUGGUUUCUGGUCUUAUCUUGUAUCUGAUGAUAGCAUAAUAACACAACAAAAUUAGGUUAUAAGCAAGACAAGAAAAAAGUGUUUGAGGGAGGGAGGGAAAGUAAAUAAAAACUGCAGGACAGGUGGACCUUUAAAAAAUCUCUUAAUUGUCCAGCCAGUAUCUGAACAUCAGCAAAGGAGAAAAUGGAACUAAGUGCAUCAGAAAAGCAAAAUGUGAAACAAGGAAACGAUAACGGGGCUUUUGAAAUGGAGAACCAUAUAAACAUCAAUGUGGAAUGUGGCCCAGGAACCACAACCCAUACAUCCGGCAUGACAGACAACAACAAAAAGUUGACAGGCUUUCUUAUUUAUUUGCAUUUAAAUAUUCUUUUGUUCGAACUCAAUUUUCUGAUUAUACACUAAUCUGAGCUAAUGUGUAUUACAUUUCUCUUUUCCAUCUCCACCUUAUUGUGUGUCCUUUGUGAGAUCAGCUUCCUUGAGAAGAAACUUAAAGGACUUCAGAGCUUUUGGGCAAGGCACAAAAGCCAGGUUCGACUGAUCAUGAACCUGGUUUUAGCAGCAGGUUUGAUAUUCGUUAAAAUAUAACUUAAGAAGAAGGACUGGUUGUCUCUGUCUGCAAGCCUUAAGAUGUCAACUUAAUGUUUUGGUACUAAGAGAAAAUAUUAGCUUUCUUAAGUUUUACUAUAAUUUAUUUGUCUCUCCAUUCUAAAGCAGAUAAACGUUGUAACAGGCAAAUACAUCAACAAAAUAAGUGUUACCUCAUUUACUUCAAAUUGAAUAAGUGAGACUAUGGAAAAGUAAUCAUUUAAAAAUGCAAAUUAUCCACAUCCUUUUAUCUGUUUUAAUACUUUCAAUCUAUGUGUCAAAAAGUCAUAUAAUAAAAUGAUCACUAUUAUAAAGGAAUAUAGGGCUAUAGAUGUAAUAGUUAUUAAUUACAUAUUUGCUUUAGGCUUUGUUGCCAUGGUUACUGCAGCAUGUAUUGUGAAGUUUCAUCGUGCUGUGGGGCUGCUGGUCAUCUCCUUGGUAACCAUAUUCUUCCUGGUUUGGGAUUGGAUGAUGGAGCGGUAUGGCGACCAGGUGUGGGAGGUUCUUGCUCCAGUCAAAAACAUUCUCAAAAGAAAUUGGGUUUGGUUCAGAUGGAUCCUGUAUGUGUUGCUUCUGGCAGCUGUGGUUUGUUGGCUCGUCCUUGACACGGCCCAGCGGGGCACCAGACAGUUGUUGUCCUUUGGUGGUUUGCUGUUUCUUGUCUUUUCAAUGAUGGUUUUCUCCAAACACCCAUUCAAGUGGUCGUGGCGAACUUUGCUCAGUGGGAUUGGACUACAGUUUAUCUUUGGUCUGCUUACCCUUAGGACUGAGUUUGGUUUACAAGCAUUAACUUGGGUUGGAAACAAAGUAGAGAUGUUUUUGUCAUUCACAGAUGUUGGAUCACAAUUUGUCUUUGGUGACAAUUACACAGACCACUUUUUUGUCUUCAGGGUGAUGCCCAUAUUGGUUUUUCUGAGCUCUGUCAUUUCCAUCCUUUACUAUGUUGGCUUCAUGUCUUGGCUGAUUUGCAAGAUUGGAUUUGUGAUGCAGGUUACCAUGGGAACGUCUCCAACAGAGUCAAUGGCCGCAGCUGGAAACAUAUUUCUGGGGCUGACGGACUCGCCUCUCCUGAUUCGCCCGUAUAUCAGUGAACUGACUGUCUCAGAGAUUCAUGCUGUGAUGACUGGAGGCUUUGCCAGCAUCUCCGGCACCAUUUUGGGAGCUUAUAUCUCAUUGGGGGUUGAUGCAACACAUUUGUUGACCGCAUCUCUCAUGUCUGCUCCAGCCUCUUUGGCUAUUGCCAAGACAUUCUGGCCUGAAAGAAACAAGACUGUUUUGAUUUCUAUCAAGGACCUCAAACUCAUUAAUGGAGAGAACAAAAACUUGUUAGAAGCAGCGUCUCAAGGUGCAUCUCGUACUGUUCGUUUGGUAGGGAGCAUCAUAACAAACAUCAUUGCCUUCCUGGCACUGCUGGCCUUUUUAGACUGCAUCCUUUCCUGGCUGGGUGGGUUGUUCGAUUAUCCUCAGCUCAGCUUCUCGCUCAUCUGCUCCUAUGUGUUCAUGCCCUUGUCCUUCAUGAUGGGUGUUUCCUGGGAUGACAGCUUCCUUGUUGCUGAACUGAUUGGGUUAAAGACAUUCCUCAACGAGUUUGUGGCUUAUCAGAGGCUGUCAGAGUUCAUAAAGAGGAGGGAGGCAGGCGGGCCGGAAUACGUGAAUAACAUUAAGCAGUAUAUCUCUGUUCACUCAGAAAUGAUUGCAACCUACGCUUUGUGUGGAUUUUCGAAUAUUGCUUCCCUUGGGAUGUCUAUCGGGGCACUGACUGCAAUGGCUCCAAACAAGAGAUCUGACAUCUCCAGGGUUGGACUAAGAGCUCUGAUUGCAGGCAGUGUUGCUUGCUUCAUGACAGCCUGUAUUGCAGGUAUGUUAUACAUCCCUGAUUGUCCACUUUUACUGAACACAGAGUUCAACAACACCAAUGUAACCAGUCGUGCAGAAAUCCUUCAAUGCUGUACUCAACUUUAUAGCAGCGUGACGUUGUAUGAGCCAUGGAACGUGACGGCUGGGGGAGGAUUCACCCAGAGCAGCCUGCGGGGUUGCUGCGCACUCGCACCCCCAGAACAUUUCAACUGCAGUCUGGCACAGUGAAUACGGGUAAACAAGAACCGCAAUAGCAGUAGAAGUGUCAGUCAUUUUUGAAAAUACAUUUGAAAAAUAAUGAGUAAUUGGGUAUGGCCAAUGACAUGUAUUUGCAAAAGAAAUAAUUAAACAUCAUUUCAUUUACACACGUAAAAUUGAGAAGUAUUUUCAAUUUUCAUUUUUAUUCUAAUAGUAUAAAAGAUAUGUCCAAUCAAAGCAUGUCCAAUUAACAUAUUCUGGAUUUUAUUUUAUUUGUUUGCCCUACAUUGUAAUGCUUUUAUGCAAUUGCUGCAUUUUAUUCCCAAAAAGCACUGCUGGGGUAUUUAGUAAAAAGUAAAAAUUUCUUGUUCUGUGUGUAACGAAUUUAUCAUUAGUUUGUGUACUUGUGCCUCAACUCUUUGAUUUAACAGAAAACCCCAUAAUUAAGAGUUUUGAGAUCUAACCAUUUAAAGAAAGAAGAUUUUGAAUGCAUUUAGCCAAAGCAGAGCUAUGACUCACUGCACAUUUUCUUGCUUUUCUGAUGAGUAGAUUUGUAAAUUAGCCAGUAGAUGUCCCUAUUGACUUUCAGUUCUCCUCCAACAAGGAGCUUAACGCUUCUCCUCAGGCCUGCUGAUGCCAAGAAAGGGUAACUGGUUUGACUUUCAGUCCAACGUUCCAAGAAUGUGGCUCAUUAAAACUGACCAAAAGUGAUACACAUGGUCUGCCCACGGAACAAAGAGGAAGCUGUUGGGCUGCGUAUUUCUGACAUAUGCGCGAGUGAGACAGGCAUGCAGUCAUAGAAACAGCAAAUGACACACUCGUCAUUAAAAAAGCGCAUGAGUAAAAGGUCAUAUGGCUCCCUCUUCGUGGGCAGGAGGACUGUUCACACAAGUAAAUUUCACACAUCCAUUGAGAAGGAACAUUAAAAUGAGCCGUCAAAGACUGACACUUUGGGAAUUUUAAGACUUUGUGUCACCCUCAGUCCUUUCAUAAAGAAUUAGAGCUUUAGUUUACGUUUUUGAGAAAUAAAGCCAUGUUUCUAGUUCAAAAAACUUUUAUUAUUAAAGUAUUAGGUGCCAAAAAGAGCACAACAGAAUUUCUUUUUGUCUUUUUUUUGGGUGUUUGUGCACUUAAAAAAUAAACAUUUCAUCGCUAUGAAAGCACUAAAAUUUAUGGUGACUCAUGACCUCAAAAACACCUUAAAUUUGACCCAAAAAAACUAUCUAAUUAAAUUUUUUUUCUUUUAUGUAUUUUUUAUCUUUUUCUAUAUUAAAGAAACAAAACUGAGCCUUUUUUUAGGUUAUGUCACCAAUAUAUUCUGUUCUAACAUUGUAUUUAACCGAAUUUAAAUACAUUUAAUUAAUUUUGCUUUGGUGUUUCUAUUUUUACUGUUAGUCUUUGAGUGUUUGCAGAGCUAACAAAAUAUUUUGUUGACAGGCAAUAAUACCAGUUAAUAUCAGCUUUAUUUGGAAAGGUAAAUAAAAUACAUUAAAACAUCACACAGAAAUUAGACCUGUUGAACCGUAUUAGGGCUAAAAUAAGUAAAAAGUGUCAAAGGUGGAAUCGUUAUGGUAAUAUUUAUUCUUGUUUAAUGAACCUUUUUUUGAAAGACGACAGUCAUGUUUUCUUUUCAGUCUUUACAACCCAUUUCCAUCUAUUUAUUUUUUGCAAAUGUAACAUCAAAAAAAAGAUUCCUGGGAAAAAAACAUUUGAUGUCAUAGAAUUCCAUGAAACACACUCUGAAGCAUUAAGGAAAUUAAUUAAAUUUUACACAAGUUUAGUGUUAUACUUUCUAUAACUGGGUUACACAAUUUGAAAACGGAAGUUUGCAUUUUUCCUUAUGAUCGUUAAAUGCCACAAAGAUGAGAAGCUGUGCCAAAAAAGUCGUGCAGGAAAAUGUUCAAUGAUUUGUUGUGGAUUUAUUUUCUUGAUUCAAUGGCCUUUCUUUGGAUUUAGAUUUUUGACUGGUUCGAACCAAAUAAUUGUUAUAUUGUGAAAAAUACAAUUUUUACCACACAGCAGAUGUUUCGAUAUAAAUCUAUAAAAGUGGGUAGAAAAUGAACAGCAUGCAUUUCUGUUUAACAUAAAUGUCAUUUCCCCUCUCUCCAAACCUCAAACUCGCUUUCUACAUCUGCAAGAGAAUUUUUUAAGUAUUUAGUAAAGUCUGGUGUAACAGUACAGUGAAGAAAAACUCAAGGAAUGUAAGAAAAAAACAUUUUAAGAAAGAAAAUGAGGGAAUUUCCCCACUUGUUGACAUUUGUCCAUGUCAAAGUGCCUAAAGAUGACAGCAAAAUAUUAGAACUACCUUUUAAAUGAGUUUAAUAAACAAAAAAAACCAGACAGAAAGUGUUGCUGACAGUCUAAUGAACCUACAGUUCACACACAUUACCGAAAAAACUAUUGCAAUUAAUCACUUUUCCAGAGGAUUUGCACUUCUGCAAAACUUAAACAGUGGUUUAAUUGCUUGUUGACACAUAAUCACGCAGACAUGUCUUUUUGAGAAAUCAAACAGCAGAAUCCCUGACAAACAUGUUCACACAAGCAGAUGAUUUGGAAACAUAAUUGUGUUGGACAGGGGUCAGACAUGUUUCCAGAACAAGUACAAAGCACAGAAGCAGUAAUCAGAUCAGAAAGAUUGACAUUCACACAAUGGGCUCCCUCUCAUCUCAUUUUGUGUGCAAUUUUGCAAAGGGUUCAGACUAAAAA